AUUCUUCCGAAUUUAUCCUCAUUUUUCCGUGAAAGGUUUGCCUGUCACAACCAUCGGAAGCGUCGAUUUUUGUUCAGCAUGCCUCUGAGAACAACGGUAAUUGGUAGUUACCCUAAACCAUCCAACUGCACCAUUCCGAACUGGUUUAGCAACCAGGCCGAUUAUAACCCAGAGGAUUUCAACAAGUUUGUGAAGGGUUUACCACCAGAAGAUUAUGAAGCGUUGGUAGACAAGGCAGUUAAAGAAACUUUGAACGAACAAACGUCGUUGGGCAUCGACGUUGUGACUGACGGCGAGAUUCGACGAGACAAUUACAUCAACCAUCUUUGUCGGCAUAUAAAAGGCUUUGACUUCACGAAUCUAACCAAGAAAUCAUGUCGUAAUGGGGCUUGGGUCGCAGAAGUACCCACCAUUCGAGAGAAGCUGGGUACAUCUGACUUAGUGCAAAUGGGUUUUGACACUUUCUCAGACAAUGGCUGCUGUGCACUCAACCAUAACAACAACACUGAAACAAAUUUUACCAAGUGA
Messenger RNA from Lytechinus variegatus (green sea urchin), 528 nucleotides. Its product is annotated as 5-methyltetrahydropteroyltriglutamate--homocysteine methyltransferase-like. The coding region runs from base 79 to 528 and encodes 149 amino acids. The record is from RefSeq and is a predicted model, not a curated record. Lineage: Eukaryota; Metazoa; Echinodermata; Echinoidea; Temnopleuroida; Toxopneustidae. The transcript is spliced from 4 exons. Gene Ontology annotation, molecular function: zinc ion binding; 5-methyltetrahydropteroyltriglutamate-homocysteine S-methyltransferase activity.